Molecule: messenger RNA, 4707 nt
Organism: Ixodes scapularis (black-legged tick)
Lineage: Eukaryota; Metazoa; Arthropoda; Arachnida; Ixodida; Ixodidae
Gene: Ncc69
Product: solute carrier family 12 member 2
Exons: 24
Coding region: 109-3363 (1084 amino acids)
Biological process (GO): chloride transmembrane transport; potassium ion import across plasma membrane; potassium ion homeostasis
Cellular component (GO): membrane
Molecular function (GO): sodium:potassium:chloride symporter activity
Source: RefSeq, a predicted model, not a curated record
UGGGUAUAUAACCAAGUCGUCUGCUAGCGGAGCGCCAAAACAACGGCUUAGCCGCGGCCGGGAUCUAGCGAAGGAGAGCGCGCGGUGCCGCGUGUUAGCGACCCUACCAUGGACAAAUCGUCGCUAGCGGAAAAGAACGAGGAGUGGAUCAAGUUAGACGACCGAAAGGACAACCCGAGCAAGAAACAGUCGCGCUUCCAAGUCGCCAAAGUGGACUUCGCCGUCGAGAAACACUCGGACGACGAAGACGACGAAGAGAGGAGCGACGAAGAGCAGCCGCCGGACGGUCAGUCUUGGAACGCCUGCACCUACGACACGCACAAUGUACGCAGUUUACGGCACUACACCCGCGAAGCCCUGCCGAGGCUGGACCACUACCGAAAUGUCAUGUCCGUUCACGGCCACAUGGAAAGACCGACUCUGGACGAACUCCAUAAUGCCACGCUGUCCCUACUUCCCGACCAGAAGCAAUCCUUAGAGAAGUCGGUGAGGAAUGCUGCCGACGAAGGGGCCAUCAAGGGCAAGGGAGCUGUGAAGCUCGGAUGGAUACAAGGUGUCUUUGUGCGAUGCCUGCUCAACAUCUGGGGGGUCAUCCUGUUCUUGCGACUGUCCUGGGUUGUGGGACAGGCCGGAAUCGGUUUGGGAUGCGGCAUCGUCCUCCUGGCGUCCGUCGUCACCAUGCUCACCACAUUGUCCAUGUCCGCCAUUUGCACCAACGGAGAAGUCCGGGGAGGCGGCACGUACUACAUGAUAUCCCGGAGCCUGGGUCCUGAGUUCGGAGGCUCCAUCGGUCUCAUCUUUUCCCUAGCCAACGCGGUGGCCAUAGCCCUGUACGUAGUGGGCUUCUCGGAGUCUGUGCGGGAUUUGCUCAAGCAACAAGGGACGUUCAUUAUCGACGGAGGCCUCAACGACGUCCGGAUAGUGAGCGGCGUUACCGUCAUCUUCAUUUUGGGCAUCGCCAUCAUCGGCACAGAGUGGGAAUCCAAGGCCCAAAUGGUGCUCCUGGUGAUUUUGCUCGUGGCCAUGGUUGACUUCAUAGUGGGUGCCAUGAUCCCGCCCAGCCUUGUCGAGAUGGGCAAGGGAUACGUCGGGUGGUCCACAUCACUAGCACUUGAGAACUUCGGUCCAGACUUCAGGGAAGGCGAGAACUUCUUCACAGUGUUCGCAGUCUAUUUCCCGGCUGCAACUGGUAUCUUGGCUGGCGCCAACAUCUCUGGUGACCUGGCUGACCCCCAGACGGCCAUCCCCAAGGGCACCUAUCUGGCCAUCAUUGUCACGACCAUCUCAUACAUGUUCUUUGCGGCCAUGGCUGGGUCCGUGACCUUGCGAGAGGCCACGGGCAUACCCCCAAUCAACGGCACCAUGGAGGACAUCCGCAACUGCACCAUCACCGGGGGAUGCGAGUACGGCCUGCUCUACGACAGUCAGGUGAUGGAGCUGGUGUCUGCCUUCGGACCUCUUGUUUAUGCCGGCAUCUUUGCUGCCACGCUCUCCUCUGCCCUGGCCAGCUUGGUCAGCGCCCCCAAAGUGUUCCAGGCUCUGUGCAAGGACAGGAUCUUCCCACACAUCCACAUUUUUGCCAAGGGUUAUGGCAAGAGCAACGAACCACGGCGCGGCUACCUCCUUGCCUGCGCCAUUGCCCUUGGAUGUGUUGCCAUUGGCGAGCUGAACGCCAUUGCACCCAUCAUAUCCAAUUUCUUUAUGGCUGCAUACUCCCUGAUAAACUUUUCUUGCUUUCACGCUUCCUACGCCAAGUCCCCAGGCUUCCGUCCGGCGUUCAAGUACUACAACAUGUGGCUCAGCCUGGUGGGAGCCAUCCUGUGCGUUUUUGUCAUGUUCAUCAUGAACUGGCAGACUGCACUCAUCACCUUCGCUGUCAUCCUCGGCCUCUACAUCUACAUCAGCUACAGAAAGCCUGAUGUGAACUGGGGCUCCUCUACCCAAGCUCAGACAUACAAAGACGCUCUGAGCGCCGUGUACCGCCUCAAUAUGGUCCAAGAACACGUCAAAAACUACAGGCCUCAGAUCCUGGUACUGACGGGUGACCCCAGCCACAGGCCCCCGCUGGUCGACUUUGCGUACAGCAUCACCAAAAAGCUGUCACUUCUCAUCUGUGGCAACAUCACCCCUGUCCGCCUAACGUACCGUUCCCGAAAUGCGCUGGCAACCCGGGCAAACACCUGGCUUCAGCGACGCAAGAUCAAGGCCUUCUAUACCCUGGUAAAAGACGAGGACUUCACCCACGGCGUUCGCUCCAUGCUCCAGUCGGUGGGCGUCGGCAAACUGAAGCCCAACGUGGUGCUGCUCGGCUACAAGUCGAACUGGCAGACUUGCGAGCGGGAAGACGUUCUCAAGUACUUCAACGUCAUUCACGACACCCUGGACAUGUACCUGUCGGUGUGCAUCCUCCGCCUCCCCGAGGGCCUGGACUACUCCCACUACGCGGACAUGGAGGGCUUCGAGUCGUCCGCCGCCAACGGCAACAAGGCGGACAUGCUGUCGGUGCCGGGCAUCGAGAGGGAGAACUCCUCCGCGGGCUUCCCACGCAACAUCUCCAGCGCGCAGCUCUCGCUGGGUGGCAGCUCUCGGGAGCCCUCGCCGCCGUCCACCCCUCACGUUGGGCGGGCCGCGACGGCCGUCCAUCAGCAAGAAGGUGCCAACCACAACAAGGGUGCCGGCGCGACGCUGCAAGACGCGGAGCACGGAGUUGCGGUCAACGUACAGGCCCCUGAAGCGAUCCCCGAAGAAGUCCGCGAAGUCCCCAAGGAGGUGUUGCAGUCGGUGAACCAGUUCAUUCGCAAGCAGAGGAAAGGAACCAUCGAUGUCUGGUGGUUGUACGACGACGGAGGACUGACAAUGCUGAUCCCAUACCUGCUUACGACGCGUCACAACUGGAGCGGCUGCAAGCUCCGCGUCUUCUCCCUGGCCAACAAGAAGGAAGAAUUGGACCGGGAACAGCGCAACAUGGCAUCGCUUCUGAGCAAGUUCCGAAUCGAGUACUCGGACGUCACGGUCAUUCCAGACAUUGUGCGACCACCCAGCGAAGCGAGCAAAAGGGAGUUUGAGGAAUUGGUGCGCAAGUGGCGCAGAACUGACGAUGAAGUGGAGCAUGAUCCUCUGGAAAUUUCUGACUCCGAGAUGCUUGCCUUGAAAGAUAAGACAUACCGACACCUCCGGCUCAGAGAACUGCUGCAGCUCCAUUCUAAAGAUGCCACGCUCGUAGCUAUGACGCUGCCGAUGCCACGCAAGAGCACGUGUUCGGCAUCCAUGUACAUGGCCUGGCUGGAGACACUUACAAGGGACAUGCCGCCCUUCCUUCUCGUCCGAGGGAACCAGACCAGCGUGCUCACCUUCUACUCUUAGAGCAUAUAGCUAUGGUCUAUACUGUCCAUAAGCGCUUGACCAUCUGUCGUUUUGCCUGCAACCACUGUGACCACCUGUUAUUGCCCCUUUGGUCAUCCAGAACUGUCUGGCACCUGGUUCUUAUACGAGCUUGGCUCAUCUUCGUGUUAACAGUCUCCAGCAAAUGACCUUUUCGUGUUCGAGCUCAGCGAUGACACAGCAAAAAUGGCGUGUGGAUAUAGUUAUGUUUUGAGUGGGUAGGGAUAUUUUUUCCGCCUGCCAGUGUGAAUAUGACAAGUGCGGUGGCACUACUACAUGCCCCCAAAAAAUUCAUAAAGGUGGCCCCUUUGCAUUUAAUUGCAUUAUAAUCAUAAAAAUGUUUUCUUUUUUUUUUUGGGGGGGGGGGGGGGGCACGUUGUAGUUGUUGACUACUAGGCUGGGGUCAGACCGCAAUUUUAUACACACAUAUUGCUGCAUCAUAAAAAAAAUGGUAGCCAUAAUUUUUGAGGACAUUCCGUUGUAUCCCUGCAUUUGACUUUUACAGUGUGAUGGACAGAUAUGGACGAAAGGGACCAAAUGACGUUUUUUUGUUUUUUUUCCUUUUGUAUUUCGCCUCUGUUAACAGUGGGGUUGUAAGCUUCACUCACUUCCUUGUAGCAGAAGUUACUGGUGACUUGUUUGUGCUUAGUUUAAGAUAAGGCUGAGCAAUGGCAAGGUGCAUUGAACGAUUCAUUUCCUUGAGUACUUAUAACGUUGAUUGCGAGGGAAGCUCGUUUGUAAAGGUUACCAAUGGUUAUAAGUUGCAUUCAUUAAGGGGGCUUCCGCAAGCAAGAACAACCCGCGCAAAGUGUACCACAUCAAAGUUGGACUUGUGUUGUGCUACUAUCUCGGUGUGUCUGUGGUUCACCCAAGUAAUUGUCUCCCAUGUGUAUGUUGUGGAGUUGAGGACAUUGGUCACUGCUUCUUGGUUUAGACGGCAUUUAUCCGGUUUAUUUCUAAACUGCGCUGUUUUAACAGAUAUCUAUUUUUGUAGAGAAAGGUGUACAUAGGAACAUUUGUGUGCGAUUCUUGGAUCGCCUAGUGUACAUAGUUUUUUCACACUCGUGACCUCAUUCGAUGCAAUUAAUGUGUGCUUCCAUGUUAAACAUCGAGCCAUACAUCUUAAGGUUCGAAGACGCGAUAGGAAGUUUCUUUUUUUUUUCCUUUUGUUGUUGUUGAACCAAGUGCCUUUAGAAGCGACAUAGUCACACGUGACUUCAUUAGACAUACUGGGAGAGCACUAAAGUGCCUCUCUCACGUGUAGCAUAUAAUUCUUAAAGAAAGAAAAAAAAGCAAACAUCUAAUAAAUCGAUUUAUUAGAUAUAA